Aspergillus ochraceoroseus IBT 24754 is the source of this 1516-nucleotide messenger RNA. Its product is annotated as putative transcriptional regulator. Lineage: Eukaryota; Fungi; Ascomycota; Eurotiomycetes; Eurotiales; Aspergillaceae. Bases 270 to 1358 code for a protein of 362 amino acids. The record is from RefSeq and is a predicted model, not a curated record. The transcript is spliced from 2 exons. Gene Ontology annotation, cellular component: nucleus.
AACCAAAAUACGCAAGAGAGCUAUUCAGAAGCUUGGGUUGGAAUCUGGGAGCUUCGUGUGGCUCGUUGUCUUGUUUUGAUUCAUCUACUUUCUCUGAGUGAGGCGCUUGUUAAGCUGCUCUGUUAGUCUGACUUUGCCGCAGACGUGCUUAUUUCUUUCAAUUUGUGUUGUGCUUCUCGUCGUGUCUUUGGCGCUUCGCUACCCUUUUUUUCGCCGCUCGGACGGUCACGAAUGUCCAGUUGGAUUGGAAGUCGAUGAAGUGAUUAAAUAUGCCUCGAAAAUACGCUCUUUCAGAGUCCGAGUCCGGGUCUGAAUCGGAUCUCUCCGCUCCUCCCUCACCACCCUCCGACGAAACGCUGGAGAAGGCCCUACGCGAUGCAGUCGCCAAAAUCUACAAGACCGGGAAAAUAGAGGAAUUGACCGUCAAGAGGGUCCGACUGGCAGCGGAGAAGUCAUUGCAGCUGGAGGAUGGGUUUUACAAAGGCACUGGGGAUUGGAAAGCCAGGAGUGAUCAGGUUAUUAAGGAUGAGGUGAAAGUACAAGAUACCGCCGCGCAGGAUUCACGACCUGCGGAGGACGAGAGCAAGGACCGGAGCUCCUCUCCAUCAGAUACUACCAAGCUCACUAAACGAGCUAAACCCGCAUCCUCUUCCACCUCCAGAAAACGCCACAAGUCAACUCCCGACAGCAAUGAAAUCGAUGAGCGAGCGAGUGACGAGGGAGAAGAUGAGAUCACCGAACCGUCCACUGAGACACAAGCGAAAACAGUGCCCAAGAAGAAAUCGCGACGUGAAUCGUCUGAGAAGAUCGUAUCUGAUGACUCCGAUGUGAACAGAGAAGGGCAAAAAGAUGAGCCUGGCGACGGAUCGGAGAGCGAGAUGUCGGUUGUCCUGGAUGAAGAGCCCAAGCCCAAGCCCAAGCGUCAACGCCAAAGGAAGACUACUGGCAUGACUUCCCGCAAGGAGAAGCAGACAGCCACCAAGGGGAAGAAGGAAGCGGACAUAGACCCUAACCAGGCAGAGAUCAAAAGAUUACAGGGAUGGCUCAUCAAAUGUGGUAUUCGCAAGAUGUGGUCGCGAGAGCUGGCUCCGUACGAUACACCCAAGACGAAGAUCCAACACCUCAAGAGCAUGCUGAAGGACGCGGGUAUGGAUGGACGCUAUUCGGUAGACAAGGCCAAACAGAUUCGAGAAGCGCGUGAGCUUCAGGCUGACCUUGAAUUGGUCCAGGAGGGGGCGAAACGAUGGGGCAAAGGAAGUGCGGAUGAUGACGGUAGUGACAGCGGUCCCCGGCGGAGGUUGAACAGAGGACGGAGGAGUCUUGCAUUUUUAGAAAGUGAAGGGGAGGAAACGGAUUGAUUUUGCAAGAGGUCUAGUCGAUAUACCCGGCGGAAUCUCUUCUUCAUGUAUAAUUUAACGAUGUAAUGAAAUGAGCUGUUGCAUCCUGUUCGCUAGAGCGUCGUCGUCGUCAUUUCCCCGAUUUCGAACCACUCAUCCGUUGAGCAGCCAGACUAAAG